CCAGAGGUGUUUUGUAGGUUGUCAUGGUUCGUCGCUUCACUGCAGACUCCCUGUAGUGUCUGCUGCCAGUGUAGAAGAUGACUGGCCCCCAGCUCCUGGCUUCUUUCUGGACUCUCUGGUCUGUCACCCUCAUUGGUUUUGUGCACAGUGACAUCCAGUUCCUGGAGAGACAUGAAGGAGAAUCUGUAGUUCUGCCUUGUGUCGUUGAACAAACCAACCCUGCUCCUUUUGCUGUUGCCCUGGAACGCAGCUGGCUUCAGAACACGAAGGUCAUGUUCAUGCACACCCAGGAGGACUUCAGCACGGACAGUGAUGAUGACCAGAGGCGCUUCAGUGUCAGUGGAGACCCCAGCGUCAGGGAGGUGAACGUGACCCUGUCUGAGCUGAAGGUCACAGACACAGACAGAUACUACUGUACGUUUUACAUCUACAACCCGACCUCCACUGACCUACGUAUCCGUGGAACCACAGAGUUCUUCCUCCUGGUUACUGCUGACGCUCCCGGGUCACUGGACAUGGGGCUGGUGGAGACAUGUGUCGGGGGAUCGGCUGUUCUCCCCUGUCUGCCUGUGAACCACGAGGGCCUGGCAGUGGAGGGGGUCAGUCUGAAACGGCAGCAGGGCCAGGCUCCUGUGGAGAUGUUGUACCACUCACAGCAUCAGCACGGCAGCACUUCAUCUUUGUCCUCCACUUGGCUUCCGCCCGACAGGGUCCAGCUGUCCACGGAGCCUGGCCCCAGAGGCAUCGCCUACAGCCUCACGCUGCAGCAGCUGCAGGCGGAGGAUAGUGGCCUGUACAGCUGUCAGCUGCUGCUGCACGGCAGAUCUGAGACCAGCUCCAGUCUGGGCAGACAAGUGUUCUUUGUGUCAGUGAAAGAUGAUACCUGCAGCUGCUCCACUUACUCCACCCUGCUUUACGCCCUCUCCUCAGCUACAGUGCUCCUCCUCCUCCUCCUCCUCUCCAUCGGGUCUGUGGUGAUUUGUAAGGGCAGAAAAGGCAUCCGCCAAGAAGUGAGGUCACUGUCCCCAGGCCCUAUUUACGAGGAGAUGGUCGCCAUGAAACCCCAGAGCCCAAAACCGGCCUUCAAACAACUGGAGGAAGCGGAAUCUUCUGAGUACAGGAACUGCUCUGUGAACAAAUCCUGCCCUCAGAACCAUUACGAAAUCCCGACCGGGGUCCGAGGACCCAGGAUGUAGACUCAGAAACAACUACGCAACUUCCCCUUAGAGUUUGGACCAUGACUGCACUCUUUCAGCAGACUUUUUUCAACCAUAUUCUAAGCAUUUUUUUAAGUCAGCUGAUAGCAGGCCCUGACGAUAACUUAGAAGUUGUCGUUGGGUCAACUUUUAUUUAUCUUAUUGUACAUUUUAAGCUAUUUUUUAUGCCCUAUUCCCACAUACUUAUUUUGGUAUUUUUUUAAAAAAUUGCUAGGUUGUGGUACAUUGAUUAUAUUUCCCUAUCUUUAGCUCUUUUUACUUUAGUUAAGUACAGUUAAGUUUUUUUUUUAAGUUCUUUCAAGGAAAAAGGAUCUCAAGCCUCUUGUUCAGUGUUGUAAACGAUUUCCCUCAAUUUCCUUUUGUUUAAAAGUUUAAAACUGGAUUACGAUUAAAGGUGCAUUUAUUUACAUGAAAAA
This is a messenger RNA of Cynoglossus semilaevis (tongue sole), 1633 nucleotides long. RefSeq names its product cd7 antigen-like (gene cd7al). The record is from RefSeq and is a predicted model, not a curated record. Gene Ontology annotation, molecular function: signaling receptor activity. Bases 78 to 1196 code for a protein of 372 amino acids. Lineage: Eukaryota; Metazoa; Chordata; Actinopteri; Pleuronectiformes; Cynoglossidae. Gene Ontology annotation, biological process: adaptive immune response. The transcript is spliced from 5 exons. Gene Ontology annotation, cellular component: membrane.